Messenger RNA from Mustela lutreola (European mink), 2463 nucleotides. It is a transcript of the gene POPDC2, whose product is annotated as popeye domain containing 2. Gene Ontology annotation, molecular function: cAMP binding. Bases 835 to 1923 code for a protein of 362 amino acids. The record is from RefSeq and is a predicted model, not a curated record. Lineage: Eukaryota; Metazoa; Chordata; Mammalia; Carnivora; Mustelidae. The transcript has 4 exons. Gene Ontology annotation, cellular component: sarcolemma.
UAAUGUGACCUAAUAAAGGCCUCCGAGGGUUUUUCCAGUUCUCACUGUUAGGAUUUUUUCUUAUAAUAGUCCCCUACUUUCCUGCUUUGAUGUGUCAGCCUACCUCAGGAGAGCCCCUAGCCCUCCCCACAGGCACCCUGAACAGUAUCCUGCCUGAGGCGUUUGGUAAAUUCUGGGCUCACUUUUCCUUUGUUCUCCCCUGCCUGACUCCCUGCCUCCGAGGUCUUGUCCUCUGGGGAGAUAAGUUAAGUGCUCUGCCAGCCUGCUUGUGUGCCUGGCCUGUUUUUUCUCACUGCCAGUACCUCUUGGAUUCCAAUUCCAAACAUGGUAUCCAUCUGGGGUCACCCUUUCUUCCGGUGCCAAGAGAGACGCAUUCCAAAUGGAACACAAGUGUGCCUCCCGUGCUGGGCUCUCCUCAUUCUGGUUGGGGACAACAGAGCAGGAUGUGGCCACUUUAUCCCUCACAGCUUAAGUUUUCAGCUCCUGAGUCCUAGCUUUGCCUCGGGACAUGUUAGCUUUUCUGCUGAGAGCCAAAUGUGAAGACUGUCCUAAGAAACCUGGAGCCGAGUCAGCUUGCCAGAGCUCUGCGGACAGGGCCAGAGCCUUGCUGAAGGAAAGAGAGAGGGGAAAACAAAUUUAAAAAUCCUCCAUGAAGUGUACUAUGCUCUGCCGUUUAUUCCCAAAGCUCCUGGAAGCAUUCCUCUCAGGAAAGGUGGGCUUGGUGGCAAGAAGCCGGACGUGAGAAGACUCCUGGGAGGACCGAUUAAUCUACUUUCUGAAUUUCCUCUGUGGGGACAGUCUCCGAGCCCUGCAAGGCUUUGGGGCGCCCUGAAGAUGAGUGCUAACAGCAGCACCAUGAGCCAGCUAAUCUGGCAGGGCCCCGCGUGCGUUGGCUGGAAGCGGGACCUGGAAGGGGCCGUCUACCAUCUGGCCAACUGCUUCUUGCUCCUGGGCUUCAUGGGGGGCAGCGGGGUGUAUGGAUGCUUCUACCUCUUCGGCUUCUUGGGCACGGGCUACGUGUGCUGCGUGAUGUGGGGUUGGUUGGAUGCUUGUGGCCUGGACCUCAUCCUCUGGAGCUUCCUGCUGGCCACAGCCUGCCUGCUCCAGCUGGCAUACCUGAUACACCGGCUGCGCAGGCGCGCCCUCCCCGAGGAGUUCGACGUCCUCUACAAGACGCUGUAUCUACCCCUGCAGGUGCCUCUGCAGGUGUACAAGGAGAUUGUUCACUGCUGUGAGGAGCAGGUCUUGACGCUGGCCACUGAGCAGACUUACGCUGUGGAGGGCGAGACCCCCAUCAACCGCCUGUCCCUGCUCCUCUCCGGCCGAGUUCGUGUGAGCCAGGAUGGGCAGUUUCUUCACUACAUCUUCCCUUACCAGUUCAUGGACUCUCCAGAGUGGGAAUCUCUGCAGCCCUCUGAGGAGGGUGUGUUCCAGGUCACUCUGACUGCCGAGACCCCAUGUAGCUACAUUUCCUGGCCCCGGAAAAGUCUCCACCUUCUUUUGACCAAAGAGCGAUACAUUUCCCAACUCUUCUCAGCCCUGCUGGGCUAUGACAUCUCAGAGAAGCUCUACGCUCUCAAUGACAAGCUCUUUGCCAAGUUUGGGCUGCGCUUCGACAUCCGUCUCCCCAGCCUCUACCAUGUCCUGGGUCCCACAGCCUCGGAUACAGGGCCUGAGUCUGAGAAGGAUGACGAGGAAGCUCGUGAACCAGCCUUGUGCACAUCCACCCAGCAAACACCCCCUUGCUCUCCUCUUCCAAUGGCCACCAGCCCUCCUGCACCUCCUUCCCGGGCCAGGUUGUCCCGACCCGACAGCGGCAUCCUGGGUGAGGACUCCACCAGUCUGGUGCUGGAGGAUUUUGAGGAGGUGUCGGGAUCAGAAUCGUUCAUGGAUUAUAGGAGUGAUGGGGAGUACAUGAGGUGAGGGAGAACUAACACGGGCACGGCCACCCGGCUCAGGAUCCUGUCUUCUAGAACUCCUCUCCACAGUUACUCUCAAGCUAUGUCCAGGGGACAGGCCCCCUUGGCUCCAACCCACACUCCUGAACUUUAAGGAUCCAUGGACUGUCUUUUUCUCUGGCCACACAAAUCUUCACAGGAAGCUCACUGGAGUGCACACCCCGUCUUACCCACUGGAGGGCUCACGGGCCAGGUCCGGGCAGGCUCAGGAGACAUCGGUGCUGCAGCAACAGGAGGGCCCCCAGCAACUUGUAGAAAUUUGCCCUCACCAGCCUUCCUUCCAGGAGGAGGCACACAGAAGUGCAAAACCACUGAUUACAUCCUUCACAAACUGCAGAAUCUUGGGCAAGUUCCACAGGCUCUCUGAGCCUCCCCUGUAAAGUUGGGACUUAGAAAACCCAUCUCACAAGGUUGUUGUGAGCAUCAGAUGAGAUGACUUAGGUAAUGCACCUCAGACAUGGCGUGGCACCUCGGGAGCACUCAAUAAAUCACUCCAUUUAUUUUC